AUGUACUCGAAACCAAGGCAGAGACUCCUCCCCGACGGCGCCGGGCGGCACAGGGGCCUGAGGAGGGAGGGGAGAGUCGCGCACGGAAGUCGGGAAGGAGCGCCGGGCGGCUUCGCAGCCACGCUCGGGUUCCCCCCGGCGCUGGGACUGCCGGUCCCUCCGACCCCUCCGAGCGCGGCGCCCAGCACCGCCACCAGCGUGCGGGGAGAAGAGAGCCUCCGGAUCCUGGUGGGGACCGACGGGGACAGCCCCCUGCAGAUGGACAUCAAUACCACUGAGACUGAGCCCUCCGAGCCAUGGGACUAUGUCGUUGUGGCUGAUCACUGCACCCAGAGAAACCCCAGGCAGGUCCAGCGGCAGCAGCAGUUCCUGGAAGAGCUCGAGAGGAAGGGCUUCUGCUACAGGGCGAGGGAGGACCAGGCAAAGGCGUUCUUUGGGAUCCGAGCUGACAACCGGGUCUUUGACCGGUACCGCAGACUUCUCAUGGAGCCCGAGGCUACCGCCCCCAGAGGGGAGCUGGCCAGGCCAACUUCCAUCCCAGCCACCACCAGAAUCCAAAUUGUCAACUUUGUGCUGAACAGCAAGAUGGCAGCUGGUGACACGCUCCAGGAUUUGGUGAAGGAUGGGGUCUUUGAGGCCGUGUUUCCCCUACACAAGGGGGAGGAAGACCUAAAGAAGAAAUGGGCCUGGUGGAGAAACAUGUUCCAAGAGCAGCCAGCUGGUGACAUCAGGAGCUACUUCGGUGAGAAGGUGGCGCUGUACUUCGCCUGGCUCGGCUGGUACACCUACAUGCUGGUGCCCGCCGCGGUGGUGGGCCUCAUCGUCUUCCUGAGCGGGUUCGCCCAUUUCGAAGCCAGCCAGAUCAGCAGGGAGAUCUGUGAUGCCCACGACGUCUACAUGUGCCCUCGCGGCGACCACAGCCCCAGGUACCAGCGGCUCUCAGAAACCUGCGCCUUCGCCAAGCUCACCCACCUCUUCGACAACGAGGGCACCGUGCUGUUCGCCGUGUUCACGGCGCUGUGGGCCACCGUGUUCCUGGAGUUGUGGAAGCGGGAGCGAGUCCGUGUGGUCCUGCAAUGGGACCUGUACGGGUGGGACGAGGACCAGGAGGAAAUGGUGCUGGGGCUCAUUGCCUGCCCUGACUACCAGCCCCGCUACGCGCGGAGUACCGUCAUCCUCCUGCUGUCUCUGUUGAUGAUCUGCCUGAUGAUAGGCAUGGCCCACGUCCUGGUGAUCUGCCGCGUCCUGCUCGCUGCCCUUUUCAGCUCCGCCUUGCCCUUCCUGGGAGAGCAGGUGACCACGGCCGUGGUGGUGACCGGGGCCCUGGUUCACUAUGUGAGCAUCCUCGUCAUGACCAAGAUCAACAAAUAUGUGGCACUGAAGCUUUGUGACUUUGAGAAGCCCAGGACCUUCUCAGAGCGAGAGAGCAAGUUCACCAUCAAGUUCUUCACUCUGUAGUUCCUUGCUCACUUCUCCUCCCUUAUCUACAUCGCCUUCAUCCUGGGCAGGAUCAACGGUAACCCCGGGAAGUUGGUGCGCCUGGCAGGGCUGUGGAAGCUGGAGGAGUGCCAUCUCAGCGGCUGCAUGACGGACCUGUUUGUGCAGGUGGCCAUCAUCAUGGGUCUGAAACAAACGCUCAGCAACUGCAUGGAGUACCUGGGCCCAUGCCUGGCCCACAAGUGUCGCUCGAUGCGAGCCACGUCCCAGGACCCCGAGCUGAGGCACUGGCGGCGCAACUACCGCCUGAACCCGGUCAACACCUUCAGCCUGUUCGAGGAGUUCAUGGAGAUGAGGAUCCAGUAGGGCUUCACCACCGUCUUCGUGGCCGCCUUCCCGCUUGCCCUGCUGCUGGCGCUCUUCAGCAACCUCGUGGAGAUCCGCCUGGACGCCAUCAAGAUGGUCCAGGUGCAGCGGCGCCUGGUGCCCCGCAAGGCCAAGGACAUCAGGACCUGGCUGCAGGUGCUGGCGAUAAUCGGCGUGCUGGCCGUCACUGCCGACGGGAUGGUCAUCGCCUUCACAUCUGAGUUCAUCCCCCGAGUGGUGUACAAGUACCGCUAUGGCCUGUGCCGACAGGGGGCCCACCCUGCAGUCGACUGCCUCACGGGCUACGUCAACCACAGCCUGUCCGUGUUCUACACCAAGGACUCCCAGAAUCCUGUUGAAACAGAGGGCUCAGAGAAUGUGACUGAGUGCAGGUACUGGGACUGUGGCACCGCUCAGAACUCCAACUUCACUGAGCAGCCCUGGUUCCUCCUGGCCGUCCGUCUGACCUUCCUCAUCCUCUUCGAGCACGUGGCCUUAUGCGUCAAGCUCAUUGCUGGCUGGUUUGUGCCUGAUGUGCCUCAGUGGGUGAAGAAUGAAGUCCUGAAGAGGAAGCACCAGAGACUUGGGGAGGCGUGGCUGCCGGGGCCUGGCCCCGAGUCCCGAAGUACCAGAGACUCCGGCCGAGAGCACAGACAUGGAGCAGGCCCGGAGCCGGUCAAGAGGCCAAGUUGCAGAGCUGCUGCCACCACCGCCCACCCCAGCCCCGGCUGUGUGUGUGUGUGGGCGGGCUUUAAUUAGACCCGCGUAUAUGUGGGGGUCCUGGGAGCCCCUGUAUGUUUGGGGUGUCUGUGAGCUGCACACCUGUCCAUGGUCUGGGAGGCCUGUUCCACCUGUGAGGGCUCAGGCUUGGUACUGCCUGACUUGAACUCUGAGUGACCCCUGCCACCCAGAGAACUGGGGCGGGGUUGGGGGGGGAACAGUGCAGCCCUGUCCUGUCUUCUCACGCCGUCUCGACAGGAAAACUGGCCCAGUUUCCUGGGCCCCAGAUCCUGCCCCACCCCACUGGCUCCCCUCAACCAGCAGAGUUUUCUCUAAUAAAAUAAAACUGC
This is a messenger RNA of Globicephala melas (long-finned pilot whale), 2873 nucleotides long. RefSeq names its product anoctamin 9 (gene ANO9). The record is from RefSeq and is a predicted model, not a curated record. Gene Ontology annotation, cellular component: plasma membrane. Gene Ontology annotation, biological process: chloride transmembrane transport. Gene Ontology annotation, molecular function: chloride channel activity. Lineage: Eukaryota; Metazoa; Chordata; Mammalia; Artiodactyla; Delphinidae.